Molecule: messenger RNA, 1461 nt
Organism: Impatiens glandulifera
Lineage: Eukaryota; Viridiplantae; Streptophyta; Magnoliopsida; Ericales; Balsaminaceae
Exons: 10
Coding region: 122-1258 (378 amino acids)
Source: RefSeq, a predicted model, not a curated record
GUGAAACUAAAUGCAGCUUUUCUUCAUUGCAGAAUUUGAAUCCAACACUCGAAGGAAGAUCAAACUUCAUUUUGGAAUAUAAUUUCCUAUUGAUGAAGCUGGCAACUAUAGUUUAAGCAAGAUGAAGAGUAAACAGGAUUUUCAUAAUACACCUGAAACACAAUCAUCAACUCAAAUGUCACACGAGUCCCAUGGUGAUCUGCUGAAUAAUCCAACAGAAGCUCCAGUAGUAGACUCAUGCUCUGUUUCUGUUUCAAGCAGCGAGAACAGAAAGGUUUCACGUGAAGAUAUAGAACUUGUCCAGAAUUUGAUAGAGCGGUGUUUACAGUUGUACAUGAACAGAGAUGAGGUGGUAAAAACUCUCUUGAGUAGGGCUAGGAUAGAUCCUGGUUUUACAACUUUGGUGUGGCAAAAACUGGAAGAAGAAAAUGCUGAAUUUUUCAGGGCAUACUACAUAAGAUUAAAAUUGAAGAAACAGAUUAUCAUGUUCAAUCAUCUGCUCCAGCACCAGUAUCAUAUGAUGAAAUAUCCAAUGCCUCCAAAGGUUCCUCUGGCCCCCAUUCAAAAUGGAAUCCAUCCAAUGCCAGUUAACAAUUUACCCAUGGGAUACCCUGUUCUACAUCAACCACCAGUUCCAGUACCUGGGCAACCUCAUCUUGACUCUAUGGGCAGUGGAUUAUCCAGUUGUCAUGUGGUAAAUGGAGUUCCUGCACCAUGCAACUUCCAUCCAAUUCGAAUGAAUUCUAUGAAUGAUACUAUGGCGAUGGAUUGCAAUGCACAAGAUGUAACAAAUGCUAUUAUACCAAGCAGUGCAAUGUCAGAAAUGCCCUUGAGUCCUACUUCAGUAACAUCCAGUGGUCAUUUUCCAUUCACUGCAUCUGAUAUGUCAGGAAUAGGGGUGGAUACGUCUGUUCUUGAUACUGCAUUUACUUCUGAUGUGGCUAGUUCAGUAGGAUUGCAGCUCCAUCCUGAUAAUGGGGCCGGAAAUUCUAGAGAAUCGCUCAGAUCAUUGGCUCAGAUGCCAUGGAACUUCAGCCUGUCUGAUCUAACAGCUGAUCUAUCGAACUUGGGAGAUUUAGGAGCUUUGGGAAAUUAUCCUGGUUCUCCUUUUCUACCUUCUGAUUCAGAUAUUUUACUAGAUUCUCCAGAGCAAGAUGAUAUAGAUAUUUUACUAGAUUCUCCAGAGCAAGAUGGUAUAGUGGAGGAGUUCUUUGUGGACUCAAUCCCAGGUAACCAGUCAGACGAAGAGAGGCUUUAGGAGUAGUUUGGUAUGUUUGAUUUUGCUAAUAAAAGUGUCUUUUUAUAAUAAGAUAUAUUAUUAUAUUACUGAGGCCAAUUCCCCAUACCAGAAUGUUGUUUAUGUCUCAUGCAUGUUUGUAGAAUAACAGCGGAUGGUAGGUUUUUUGUUGGGACUUUGCAGGAUUCGAUUAUAUUAUAUAGAGUAGUAGUUCAUUAUUAGUU